AUUAGCAAAACCUUCGUUUUUUAGGAAUAAUAUAACUUGUUAGACAUUUAAAUUGUUGUAAAGUUCUAUAUAACCUUGAAUCCAGGUGUGAAGGACAUAAGGAAAGUUUUUCAAAUCAAAAUAGAUGGAGAUCGAAAAAAUUUUCUCAGCAUUAAAAUUCAACAGAUGCAUUUGUUUCUAAAAAAACAGAUACAUACAAUGAAACAUUAUUAAAUCUCUUCUGAUUGUAAGCCAUUGUGCGAAAAAGAAAGUAGAAACAAAAUAAGUUAAUUCGUAAUUUUACAUUUGUUCAUGAAUUGUUCAUAUUCUUAAUAUACAAUAUAUUCACAAUUGGAAUAUUUAGAAAAAAAAUGCAGAGUACCCUUUUUAUCAUCCUACCAUUAGUUUUACCCAUCCAUGCACAACUAUAAAUAGUUAAUAAUAGAAAUAAAAUUCUCUUCCCUGUACCUCAAUUUAUUCCACUUAAUUUGCAUAACCCUACUGAUUAAAGGUACUUUUUAAUAUCAUUAAUCGUUACUCUAGUCCAACAAAAAUAUUAAGUUAGUGUUAAUAGUUUUUACAAUCUAAAAAAAGAAUUUUUCGUAUGAAGAAAGUAGGUUUAACUUAUACGUCGGAAUUUAAAUUAAAAGUAAAACAUUGAACUCUGCGUGUCGCUGUAUCUGGCUAUUUCUACCCGCAUGGAGAAUCCAGAAUGUUUAUAUAAAGUACCAUCUAUCAUUUCAGAAAAUAUGUUCCUCGUUUCACUUUUAGGCCUGUUUGACUUUGUCAGCCAAAGUCUUUUUUAAAUUCAAAUCGCUUCGACAAUUUCAAUCGUCUAGAUGAGAUCAAGAAGGUAUGGCACCCAGAAGUAAACGCUCUAAAGUUCGGAAGGACGAUAGCCAACAAAGAAAAGUUUCAAAGUUUUUUGCCUUAAAGUAUAUUGGAAAUGUACGACAUUUGUAUGUGAAAUUCCAAGGAAGCAGCUACUGGAAGUGCGACUGGAUAAGAGAAGAAUGGAUCAAGAAAUAUUCUGGUUGUCUUUAUCAUCAUUGGAAAAAGGAUAAUCCAAAACCUGUCACUUUCAAUUCCCAUCACAGUCAUAUCGAAAUGUGCAGAAAGCUGGACCUAACUACACGCCUUCUUGUUGACCGAGUCGUAGCCUGCCGACCAAAUAAAGAUCAACCUGGUGAAAUAGAAUAUUUCGUAAAGUGGAGAAAUUGUGAUUUGGAUGAAGCUACUUGGGAAGACCCUAACUUUCUCCAAGCAAAUAUUCCUGAAUUUGAAUCAAUUUUAAAUGACUAUAUACUAGAGAUACAAAAACUAACACAGGACUGGUCACUUCCAAGGAAGCUUGUCAACCCAAAAGACCUAAGGCAAGAAAUUAUUGAGUGUCCAACCUACAUCCGUGAUAUGAACUUAAAAAAAGCUCAUUGGAACAUCUUGAAUAGAUUACGUAAAACAUGUGUUGAACGACGUAUUGCCGUUUUGGAAAGAUUACCAUUACCUCAAAGACAAAAAUUUAUUAUAAGCUUAUUGAAAAGCAUAAGAGCAGAUAAUAUUGUCGGUCCGGUUCUCAUGAUUUUACCUUUGCCUGGUAUGGUUUCCUGUUGGAGUGAAGUAAUUAGACGCUACAUGCCAGGUAUAAGAAUUAGAAAAUUUAUGGGAAAUAAGGAAUCAAGAGAAGCUUUAUGGCGUUACGAAUUCUUCCAUACAAUUACCAAACCAAAUCGCUGCAAGGUUCCAAGAUUUGAUAUUGCAUUGACUACUGGAUUGAUCUACUCUUGUGAUUGGAGAAGUUUAGCUAUAUGUCCGUGGUCAGUUGUACUAGUGGACAGUAUAACUUUCUCUUCAAACUCCAGCAGACUUGCUAGUCAUAAUAUUCUUCCUGGUAAAUUUUUAACGCUAUUGACAACAAGCGUGAAAUUGAAAGAAGAGGAAAAUAUUGAACUUUUCGAAGCUUUGGAACUCCUGGAUCCCAAAAAUAUUGAAAUUCAGAGAUGCUUAGAAGCUCUUAAGGACAAAAAUAAGAAACUCUAUAGUGAAAUUACUCCAAAGUACAUUAUUAAUCUACAAACUGAGAUUGUUCCUAAACCUUUAGAAUUUGUCUUCCUUAUUGAAAUGACAUCAUUACAAAAAUACUAUUAUCAGAAAGUUACAAAACAAUUUAUUAAUAGAAAAGAAACUUUCUCCUCGCAUAGUGUAAAAACUUAUAUUGAUGAAUUGAGGCAUUGCUGCAAUCAUCCAUUUUUGUUGGAUGAUCACGAAGGGAUACAUAUGAUAAGAAGUAAAUCGAAUGAUAUCGCGACUAUUAUAGCAGCUUCAGCAAAGUGUCAAAUACUCUUACGACUUUUAAGAAAAAUGAAUCCGUUGGAAGAUCGCUGCUUAAUUUUAUGCUCGUCAGGACCUAUGCUAUCCGUUAUUGGAAGAGUUGUAAGAAGUCAAGACUACACUUGCAAAUACGCCUAUGACGGCUAUAGAUAUUACGAUCGUGUGGUGUUACUUGCUUUUGUUGGAUAUUUCAUUAUUAAGAAUGUUCUUGAAAAUAAAACAGAGAGAAAGGUGAGAACUUUCUGUUAUUUGGUUUGUGUUGACAAAGAUCGAGUAGUAUUAAAUCCUUCUGCUUCGGAUACAAUUAUUCUAUUUGAUGUGGACUUGGAGAGAUUGAGAGAUAUCAAGAUCCUUAAGUUAGCAAGAAAGCGUGGUUGUACGAUUUAUCGUAUGACUUGUCGAAAUACCAUUGAAGAAAGUAUCUCGAAGUUAAUAGAAAGAAAGAUGCUUUUGCAUGCUAUAAAACAUUCUGGGAAACAUCCGUAUGUCAGAAAAAUAUUAAGAAGUCCUUGGACAGAUCCAUUAAAUUUUAUUGGAAUAUCUCAUUUACUAAAUUCUCAAAUAGAUGAUGAAUUUGACAAAGAUAUUCUUAGUCUUUCUAAUGAUGAUUUGCAGAAAAUAUGGACUGUAGGCCUCUUCGGACACGAAAGAGUUAAUAGAUACUUGCACCCGUUUCCAGUUUGCAGACCUUCUGAUUUCACCGAGGAAGAUAUUUCACUUCUUAUUCGAGAUGAACUUUUGGAAACUGGGAAAGUAUUACCGUUCGCCAAGAAUGAAGAUUUUGGGCAUAUGUUUCAUCAAAUAACUUUAGAAAGCAGUUACGAAGAAGAAGAUCGCACUUUUAUCUUCAAAAAAAAGCCAUUAUGGUGCAAAGUCUCAGAAAAAUUUGAGGAUACUGACAAAAGAAUUAAUAAUUUUCCUGCCAAGGAACUAGUCAGUGAUACUGACCUGGAUAUAGAUUUUUGUGACAUUGAUAUGAUUGAACCGAGUAUUGGAAAUGAUAUGAGGCCCAUUGAAGAUGCGGUCGUAGAAAAGUUAAUACCAACGAGUGACAACCAAAUCCUACAGAUUAAAUAUUUGAAAGAUCUGCGCUCUAUAUGUCAAGAGGGUUUUGUACUUAAAUUGGAUGAUGUUGAAACGGUUACGCGAGGAAUUACUAAAAAAGCACAACUUACGGCCUUAUUCAAAAGUAGACAAACAAAUGUAUAA
Dimorphilus gyrociliatus is the source of this 3516-nucleotide messenger RNA. The record is from the annotation of a GenBank genome assembly. Lineage: Eukaryota; Metazoa; Annelida; Polychaeta; Dinophilidae.